AUGAGACACCUUUUCGGAACAUGGAAAGGAGUGUUUUCUCCAGCUUCACUGCAAAUGAUUGAGAAGGAGCUUGGUUUUCAAUCAUCUGCUAAUGGAUCAUCAGGUGCUGCACCAUCGAAGGCCGAUUCGCCAUCCCAGCGCCCGUCCCACAGCAUACAUGUAAACCCAAAAUAUUUGGAAGCAAGACAGCAGCUCCAACAACCAAAUAAGGGGAUUCUGGGAGCCGGUGCCAAGACACCUAUAAUUUCUGAUGCUGAUGAUGUUAUCGAAAGGGGUAAUAGGAUUGGUAUUGAUAAAGGCACAGGGAGACGCCUGGAUACUCUGAACUCUAGGCCUCGUGCUCAGAAGGUUACUUUUAGCAACCCCAUUCAUGAAAAGCCAGAGAGAGAUGCGAGGGGCCCUGGAAUUGCGGGAGCUGGUCAAGUUCGCUCAAAGCCCAAAGGCCAAGAUGGAAUUGUGGGGGCAUAUUACACUGGAGGUGUUAGUUCCCCUGAAGAAAUAUUUGACAGACGCAACCAUUUGUAUGCAACCAAGGAUGCUCGCUCUUCUGGCUCUGUACGUUUGGACAGUGCACUUCUCCCAACUCCUGUCAGUAAUUCUGAUAGGAUUGGUAGACUGUCAUCAUCUGAUAAAAGCUGGAAGAACUCUGAGGAAGAAGAGUACAUCUGGGACGACAUACCUUCUCAAGGAGCAGAUUAUGGAGGUGCCAGUUCUGCAAGAAAAGGAGAACCCUUGGCUGAUGACGGCAAUAUUAGAAGCUUCCAUAGGGCUAAUUGGGCAGAGCCUGGAGACCCGUUGGACCCUGACUUCCACAAACAAGAUACCAUCCCAAGAUUUGGACAUCCAACAAGCCAAGAUAGAAGACUUGCACCGUACAUGGAUCAUGCAGAGUAUCUUCAUAGUAAGCGUGAUGGGGAUCCAAGAAUUGAUAGGGAAAUGUGGCCUGAAGGACAACCGUUCCCGGAAUCUCGUGGCUCCUCUGUAUGGUUAUCCCAGGAAAAACUUCGACCAGACAUUGGGCGGGAUCCCAGGAUAUCAAGGUUUUCUAAUCAGUCACCAAGCAUCACUUCAUCUGUACCUGUUGGAUUAUCAGGGGCCUACGCUGGACGAUCAAGCCUUGAAAGUGCAAAACAAAAAUAUUGGCCGCCUUCCUCGCCUCCUCUCCAGGCCCGUGAGAGCUCCCCAAGUUCCCCGGAGCAUGACAUUUAUGCUUCCAGACCAUUUCUGCCACCCCAGGAAGAGCAUAACCAAAGGACUCAUGCCUUGUCUCAAAAUUCCGUGAAUUCUCAGGGUCGGCCUAGUCUGCAAGCAACUCUGUCACAGGCUUCUCAGCAGUCUCAAAAGCACCCUCCUGUGCAGUCAAAGCCACAUCCGAAGCCAUUUCAUCAACCCUUUCCACAAGAAAAUUCUUCAUCGCUGUUUAGACCGUCUGUCCAUCUGCCUCUGUCUACCGGAAUAGAAGAGCAGCCUGAAGAGGUGUCCUUGCCCAGUGGUCCCGCACAUGCAAAGUCAGAUCAGAUAAGUGCUAGUAAUUUGUUGGCUGGUCUUUUUAAGGGUGGAUUCAUACCAAACACAAGUGAUCAUGCUGUCCCACAUUCACAUGGGUUGGCAUCUCUUCCAUCUUCCUCAGCCAGCGAAAAUGCCCCUUUGAAGCCUCAUGCACCGAACUCUCUCCGCCCACCUUUGCCGCCAGGUCCGCCACCAACACAGAGUGCUGAGAAAGCUGCUGCACCACUGUCAAGCCUUCUCAGUUCUCUGGUUGCAAAGGGGCUAAUUUCUUCACCGUCCACCGAUUCGUCUGCUGGUGCAAGGAACCCCGGUAAAUCAAGUCCGAGCACAUCAGAUGUCAGCGCUUCAGCUCCACCUCCGCCAGUCGUCCAGCCUUCAGUUGCUAAGGAGACACCUGCCCCUACAAAAGCUUUGUUGCCCAAACCUCCUGAAGUGGAGAUGGCUGACCUAAUUGGCCUUGAGUUCAAGCCAGUGGUGCUUCGCGAGCACCGUACAGAGGUGGUCAACAGACUCUUUGAUGACCAAAGCCAUCAAUGCAGAACAUGUGGUUUAAGAUUCAGACUUGAAGAUGAGCUCAGUGCACACACUGCCUGCAAUGGACCAGAGGAGGCUAGAAAUGCCGGCAUCGCACCUGAAAGAUGGUACCCUAGCAAGAGCCGUUGGAUCGACAGAUUACCUGAACCGCAGAGCAUCUUCCUGGACUCUGCAUCUGAUAAAGACCUGGGAACCGCAGAGGAAGUUUGUGAGUUUAUGGUCCCUGCAGAUGAGAGCCAGAUUAUCUGCUGUCUUUGUGGGGAGCAGUUUGAUGACAUGUAUUCCGUCGAUAGGAGCGAGUGGAUGUACAAGGAUGCUGUGUAUUAUGAUCGCUCAAAGGCCGAAGGUGGCAGCUCCCAGAGUAAAGAGCUGGCACCCAUUGUCCAUGCAAGAUGUAUGCCGGGAAUCUCAAAUGAUGGCAUGGAGGUGGAUUAG
This is a messenger RNA of Triticum turgidum subsp. durum (durum wheat), 2478 nucleotides long. NCBI's taxonomy places the organism in Eukaryota, Viridiplantae, Streptophyta, Magnoliopsida, Poales, Poaceae. The record is from the annotation of a GenBank genome assembly.